Messenger RNA from Yamadazyma jaroonii, 510 nucleotides. The record is from the annotation of a GenBank genome assembly. Lineage: Eukaryota; Fungi; Ascomycota; Pichiomycetes; Serinales; Debaryomycetaceae.
AUGAAUGUUCAAUCAAUUUUCUCCAACAUAUUUAAUGGGUUCUCCAACGAUUUCAAAAAGAAAAAUUUCUCCGUAUAUGGUCAAUGGAUCAGUAUAUUAACAAUUUUCUUAUGUUUAGCUUUAGGUGUUGCUAAUAUCUUCCAUGCAUCAUUAGUUAUUAUAUUUUCAAUUAUUUGUAUUGUUCAAGGAUUGGUUGUUGUUUUUGUUGAAAUUCCUUUCUUAUUAAGAAUUUGUCCUUUAACCGAUACUUUUACCAACUUUAUUAAGAAUUUCGAUGAAAAUUGGCCAAGAUGUGGGUUUUACUUAUUAAUGGCGGUCAUUCAAUACUUGUCUUUAUUAGUUCAAGCCACUAGUUUACUCGUAGUAGCCAUUUUAUUUACAAUUUCUUCUGGAUGUUAUUGUUUAGCUGCUAUAAAACAUCAAGAUUAUUUAAAAAGUUCGAUCAGUUUUACCGGAAAUGAUUCAUUAGAUGGUCAAGUUAACGAACAAAUUGUUAGAAAUGUUCUUUAG